Danaus plexippus (monarch butterfly) is the source of this 436-nucleotide messenger RNA. RefSeq lists its product as uncharacterized. Bases 138 to 419 code for a protein of 93 amino acids. The record is from RefSeq and is a predicted model, not a curated record. The transcript is spliced from 3 exons. NCBI's taxonomy places the organism in Eukaryota, Metazoa, Arthropoda, Insecta, Lepidoptera, Nymphalidae.
UGUCAUUAAUUAUUUACCGGUUUUAUUUCAAAUUUCCGGUAAUUUCCGUAAACAUGAGAUCACUUUGAGGUUGACUCAGAAGUCAGGGUCAACUCAAUCGGUUCCGAUCGUUCGCUCUCUCCUGACGCUCGCCAGACAUGAGAACUCCGUUGUUGUUAGCUGCUUUAUUGUUGGCGUGUGUGUUGGUCUGUUCCUCGCCGAUUGAUCCAAAACGCAUUCUCAUCAAUCGGCCUCGAGAACUCGAUGUCUUCAAACGAUCGGAUCAAGUUAAAGGCGGCAAACCCGGGGUUAAAGGUUACGAGCCUCCGAUGCCGGCGCUAAGGAAGGGCGAGUUCAUGUGUGGAAACCGAGUCUGCAAGUUAAAACCGGGGCAGAUACCGCCCGGGUGUAAUGGCGCUUGUCAAUAUCGAGUUAAUUAAAGUUAUUAUAUAAAGUA